Molecule: messenger RNA, 1212 nt
Organism: Ostertagia ostertagi
Lineage: Eukaryota; Metazoa; Nematoda; Chromadorea; Rhabditida; Trichostrongylidae
Source: the annotation of a GenBank genome assembly
AUGUUCGAGGAGUCAGAGAUCCAAAGAAGGCUCGAUAGUGUUUACGAUGAUACGACCUUUCUAUUACAUUCAGCUUCCGAUAUCACUGUUACUUUCGAGGAAAUAAAAAGGGCCAUUGCGCAAGCAAACCCCCCUCCAAACGCUCGCGAAGUCCAUGAAAAACUUACCAAGUUAUUCUACGAUGCACAGUCAGUCCAGCUCAAGAUGUCCAACAACGUCGCCGUCGGAGAGCUACUGUGGGAAACUUACGACAUGCUCACCGAAGCCGGAUGCGUCACCAAACAAAGCCGUAGCGACUACGAAGACAAAGAAAAGGAAGCACGAAGACCCAACAACCGAGUCACAAGCCGCAUCGUUAUGUUGAAAGAAAGCGAACGACUCAAAGAACUAGCAGAGGAGAUCUUCAAAACGAAGAUGGAAGCGUUUGAAGAAGAACCCAAACAGAAUGAAAUAUCAGAGAAGCUCAAUCGAUUCGAAUUACUACUCCAAGAAACCGAGUCUUCGCUCAAGAGUGCCACCACCAGAAUCAAGAAAACGGAAAGUAUGGUAUAUGAUAAGUUAGUCAAACCAGAGACGAACAUUGCCAAACCAAUUGCUCAACUCGUCCAGACGAUGAACGAUAAAGUCGAUGACUUGCACAAUUUAAUGGAGAAGAACACGCAAAAAAUUUUGGAAAAAAUCGAUCAAAGAUUCGAUAUCCUACUACAAGCCCAGCUGAAUCCUUGCAGAAGAAUUGCCGACUCGCCGCCACAUCGAGAAGAAAAAGAUGAAAAUGAAAGGCCCAGAAAAAGAGGCCAAGAAGAAAGCGGACAAACUUAUUCGAAAAAGAGAAGGUCACCAGUCCCACGUAGAGUGGAAAUAGCAAGGAGUAAAUUGAACAGCCUAGCAAUCUGCGUUGAACGCCAAUUCGGACCUUCAUCACACCGACCGGCCUCGCAGUGCCCAUUUUGUGACGCUGAUUCAACACACAUACCCGAUGCAUGCCCCAUUGUCCCCACAAUUGAACAACGACUUAUGGAAGUACGUCGUAGAAAACUCUGUAAAAAAUGUCUAGCACCUCAGCAUCCCGGAUUCAGCUCAUGCUCCACGUCUUGUGAAUACUGUCAUAUGACCAAUCAUAACACCGCUCUCUGUUAUUUACCUGAAGAACGCACAAAUCUUCAGACCAUCAUCGACGACUGGAGAUACCAUCACGACAAGAGAUACGACUAG